UCGAUCAUUAAAAAUAUAGAUUAAGAAUCCUUGUUCCGCCUCAGUAGCAGAUGACGUUAUGGCAUAGACCCUAAGUGAUUUCAAAAGUCAUGAACGAGCCGAACGAACAAUCUCGAUCUGUUUCUGAAGAAGAAAUAUAUUUUGUCACACUAAAUAGAUACAGAGGAAACAUUUAAUUAAAUUGGUUAAAAUAUUGAUUGUUUAAAUAUCUGUUUUAAGAUAAAAGCUGGGUUGAUGAUGUGCAAGUAAUUGCAGGCUAACGACGUAAAUGCAAUAUGAAAAAUAUUUGAACAUUUAUUUUGUAUUGCAGGUUCUUACUGUAUAUUUUGGUAUUUUGAUGAAACAAGGGGUAGAUUUUUAGCAGUGAAACAGCAGAGUUCUUCUUGUGUGAAGUUAUGGGGGAUCAUAAUUCAGUGAACACUGACUCUACUCGUGAAUGUUAAAAUGCCUCGAACAUACAAAAGAGUUGGAUUGGUUCCUCCACCAUCUAACGAGAACCUUAAAAAAGCACUGGAUGACAUUCUCUCUGGCAAAUUUAGCAUUAACCAGACGGCCAAAAAUCAUGGAUUAUCCAAAACAACAUUGGCUAGAUAUGCAAAACUACAUCAAGGAUGUGGAUUCAUUUUACCUUUACAAGUCAAACGUCCUCAGUUUCAUCUCCAGAUCCUGUCAUCAGAAAUGGAACGCGAGCUAUCCGAAUACUUGCUCACUUGUUCGCUAUUCAACCAUGGAUUAACUACUAUCGAUACCAGAAAAAUUGCAUUUUCGUUUGCUGUUGCAAAUUCAUUGAAAACUCUAGCCAAUUGGCACAUCAAUGGAAUGGCAUCAAAGGACUGGUUAUCUGGUUUUACGAAGCGAAACCAACAUAUAUCCAUCAGGAAACCAGAAUCAACGAGCCAAGCAAGAGCAUGUGGUUUCAACAAACCAGUUGUUUCAGGCUUUUAUGAUCAAUUAUUUAAUGUGCAUGACAAAUACCAAUUUUCUGCAGAUCGAGUAUUUAAUUGCGACGAGACUAGCGAUACAACUGUCAUGGAUUCACCAAACGUGAUUGCACAAAAAGGAGCAAAACAGGUUCAACAGACAGUAUCCGCUGAACGUGGUGAGAAUGUGACGAUGUUAGCUUUCAUAAGUGCAGAUGGUAAAUCCAUACCUCCUGUGUUCAUCUUUCCCAGGAAAAAGUUAAAACCAGAAAUGCUCAAUUGUGGACCCGUUGGAUGCUUGGGUUUAUGUCAUCAAUCUGUUUUUUUUCCUGAUAACUCAUUUACUAUUUCAUCAAUUUAUCAAUUUCAUUUUCAUUAAUUAUGUAGGUUGGAUGACUGGAGAAAUUUUUUUAAAAUCUUUGCAGCAUUUCAAAAUGCAUGUAAAUUGCUCGAAGGAGAAACCUGUAUUACUAUUAUUGGAUAACCAUGCAAGCCACUUGGAUUACAGAGCAAUGCAAUUUGCAAAAGAAAAUGGGAUUAUUUUGUUAACAUUCCCUCCCCACUGUUCGCACGCUCUUCAACCGCUAGAUGUUUGGGGUGUCGGUAAAGUGCAGGGUGCAGGUGCAGGUUGGACGGGGGGUAAUCCUUGUCGGGUUGCAAGAGCAUUUCACAAUCGGGAAAAGCCGAACCAACCGUGGUUCUGUAACAGCGUGGAUCGUAAAUGUUUGCCUUCCGCCAUCCGUCGAACAAGUAUGAAUGCCCACCCUUGGGAUCCCCCCUCUGGCAUACUCCCAGUAGGGGAGACCGGGGCUAUGCGGGACAUGGGGCUAAAAUGUACAAGGGGAUUAAAAUAUGUACAAUUUGUUUUAAAAUGUAGAAAUAAAUAUAGCGUAUCUUAAAUAAUGUGUAAUUUAUCCUAUUAACUUUUUGUCUUGAAAUUCCGAUUAGCUUGUAGAUUUUUAUGGGAUAUUAAAAAAAAGGGAUUCGUCAAAAAUAUUUAGGACGUUUAGUUUUUUCUUUUAGAAAUACUUAUAUAAAUAUUUUUAUAAAAGUGAGAUACCUGUUUCAUAGGGUUUUUCUUCUAGUUUAAGGUGGUGUAUCUAGUUUUUUAAAAUGUGUUUUAAGUAUUCAAUAAUUUAGUUUAUUUGAAGUUGUUUGGAUUCGGGUAAAAUGGAACAUAGAAAACGGGGUAAAACAGGGCAUCUCAAUACCUCCUGUUUCUCAAUCUCAAUAUCUACGUUGGCUUUUUUACUAUUUUACUAGGGCCAGGGUUGUUACUAAACAGAAGUAAAAAAGUCACGUGUUCACAAGGGUGGAGCUAUAGCCAGAUAAACGACCACCCACCGACAAAAACAAGGGGAAAAGUUAAAAAAUAAAGGCAUCUAAACU
Messenger RNA from Daphnia magna, 2309 nucleotides. RefSeq lists its product as uncharacterized. The transcript has 3 exons. Lineage: Eukaryota; Metazoa; Arthropoda; Branchiopoda; Diplostraca; Daphniidae. The record is from RefSeq and is a predicted model, not a curated record. Gene Ontology annotation, molecular function: DNA binding. Gene Ontology annotation, cellular component: nucleus. The coding region runs from base 445 to 1299 and encodes 284 amino acids.